This is a messenger RNA of Adelges cooleyi (spruce gall adelgid), 649 nucleotides long. RefSeq lists its product as uncharacterized. The transcript has 5 exons. The record is from RefSeq and is a predicted model, not a curated record. The coding region runs from base 39 to 584 and encodes 181 amino acids. Lineage: Eukaryota; Metazoa; Arthropoda; Insecta; Hemiptera; Adelgidae.
GUCUUAUAUCAGAAUAAUAACCUUUACUCAUAGGGAAAAUGAUGAACAUAAAAAUGUACAUUAUCUUCUGUUUAACAUAUUAUUUUCCAAUGGUAAAUUCUAUAACUCCACAGGAAAUAGAGAAUCUAUGGAAGAGGAUAAAACCUGAAGACAGUGAAUAUAUUGUCUUCAAUGACUUAGUUAUGUAUUAUUAUCCUGAUAUUAUGAAUCUCUAUGAAGUUAUUAUAGAUCACGGAAUACGACAUGAAAUUGGUGCAGGUGAAUUUGAGUUCAGAAUGUCUUAUGAGCAAUUUGAGAAUGCUGCGUCCAAAGGCCUCAUACCAAGAUGGUCUAAACGGGUGAUGUAUACGGAAUUUAAGCAAAUGAUUCCAAAUGGGGAAGACAGAAACUAUAUUAAUCUUGACGAAAUGAUUAAAUACUAUGUACCAAGAUAUUUGCGUACUGUAAUUGAACUCGAAAAAGUUAUGGAAACUUACGGAGUCAAGAAUAAUGAUAACCAAUAUCAUUUAUAUUUCUAUAACUUUAGAAUAGCUAUGUGCAUUGGUGAUCUUCCAAACCCUAGUUUUGAAAAUGGGUAUGCGUAACACGUUUUCGAUAAGGUUCUAUUAAAAAAAAAAAGCUAAAUUGAUAAUCAAAAUGAAUUAAUUGA